Messenger RNA from Pseudozyma hubeiensis SY62, 3330 nucleotides. RefSeq lists its product as hypothetical. The transcript has a single exon. The record is from RefSeq and is a predicted model, not a curated record. Gene Ontology annotation, molecular function: protein binding. The coding region runs from base 1 to 3330 and encodes 1109 amino acids. Gene Ontology annotation, cellular component: Pwp2p-containing subcomplex of 90S preribosome; small-subunit processome. Gene Ontology annotation, biological process: rRNA processing. NCBI's taxonomy places the organism in Eukaryota, Fungi, Basidiomycota, Ustilaginomycetes, Ustilaginales, Ustilaginaceae.
AUGCCGUCCAAAGUGACCAAGGCGAAUGUCACGCCUAUGAACGGCAAGGCGGCAACGACGUCGGCAGCAGUAACCGGGAUCGAGCCAAUCUCGAAGAGAAGACGACAGCGUUCCGCUAGCAAUGCCGAGGCAGCACGACCUUCGUCCUCGGUCACACCUGCUUCUCGCAAGAUCGUCUCGCGGAAUCGUCUGUUCGCACCCUUCCGUGCCCUCGGCCUGAUCAGCAACGAUGUCCCGUUCGCCCUUCAGACCCGAUUUGGUGGCAAGGAUGCUACUACACCCGACGUCAACGUCAUCACCUGCCUGGGCGACAGUUGGGCGAUGUGGGACGCAGAAAAGAUGACUCUGCUCUUCGUAUCGACAUCGUUGCCGGCACCUAUCUCCUCACUCGUGAUCUCACUCACUCCGGAUGCUGUGCUCGCCGCCGCCGGAACAAAGGUGUAUCGUUUCAAGCGUGGAAAGGUGGACGCCGUAUACGACACCGUCGAUCAUCUGAUGGCAAGAUUUGACAAGCCCAACGGUCAUCAACAUGACGACCAAGCCGACGACUCUUCCGACUUGGAUUCGGAUUCCAGCUCCGGAUCGUCAGCGACCGAUGCUGAGGUACAGGACGGACAAGGAACAAACCUUUCCUCCUUGAUCGUCUUUGGUGAUACCAUCGUAGCGCUGUCCUCUGAAGGACGUAGCGUCUUUAUCUGGUCUGUUGCCAGUACAGAGUUGAUUCGCCGUAUCGAUUUGCCAGCCGACUUCGUGGCGAGCUCCCUCAUUCACCCAGCCACCUAUCUAAACAAGAUCUUGAUCGGAUCAACCGAUGGCCAGCUUGCGCUCUGGAACAUUCGAACGGGAUCGCUCGUUCACGCUUACGACGCCGAACGUCUUCGCACGUCUGCAGCGGGUCCAAAUUCAGCAUCCACCACCGCCGCUAUCGUCAAUCUGACCCAGUCACCCGCCGUCGAUGUCGUUGCGGUCGGGUUUGCCGACGGUCACGUCCUUUUGCACGACAUUCGCCUCGACGAAAGCCUCUUCGCCGUUCAUGCAUCUGGUGGCCUCUCUUCUGGCUCCAUCUCCUUUCGCUCCGAUGGCAAGCAACACUCGGUCGCCAUUGCCACCAACUCGGGCAACAUUAGUAUCUUUGAUCUCGAGCCGGCUGCUGGCUCCGGACCAAGCUCAGCCAACAACGGUCCAAGAUUGACCUAUUCUAUCCAGGAUGCGCACGACGGAGCUGUAGGGAGCAUCGAGUUUGUGCCGGGCCAACCUUUGCUCGUCUCGUCUGCCGGCGACAACAGCUGUAAGCAGUGGUUCUUCGAGUCUGCCUCCAUGCCCCCGCGUCUGCUCAAAGGCCGCUCAGGUCAUCAUCAACCUCCUCACCUCAUUCGAUACUAUGGCGAAGACGGCAAGGAGAUUCUCUCGGCCGGACGUGAUCGGUCGAUACGAAGCAUCUCCGUGGUUCGAGACUCGCGCUCGCACGAGCUCAGCCAGGGUGAGCUUCAGAAAAAGAGCAAUCAGUUCUCUGUUUCCGUGUCUUCGCUUAAGCUUCCCGUCGCCAGUUCGCUGUCUUUCAGUUUGACUCGCAGCCGUGACUGGGACGACGUGCUCACAACACAUCAAGGUCGACAAUUCGCCAACACCUGGACGGUGAGAGACAAGAGGAUGGGCAAGAAGCCGCUGUCCGCAUCGGCGGAUCGCAAAAUCAUUGCAGAAGCCAGAACGGCCUGCGUCAGCGCUUGCGGCAAUUUUGGCCUCAUUGGCAAUUCGGAGGGUCUCGUAGAGGUGUACAACAUGCAGUCGUACGCCCACAGAAGGACUUUCGACACUCGACCCAUUGACCCGAUGGGUCCGGCUAAGGCCAAAGAGUUCCCAGCAGGCUCGAGAAAGGCGCAAGCGGCGCUCAACGCCCGCAUCAAGGGCUCAGCUGUAACCGGCAUUGCUACUGACGCGCUCAACCGCUUCGUUAUCAUCAGCACCAUGGACGGCAAGUUGUCGUGGUAUGACUUCACCUCGACUGACUUGUUGCAUCGAACGACCAUCUCCACCUCUGGUAUCUCGUCGAUCCAACUCCAUCGAGAAUCGAACCUGCUCCUGAUCGUUUCGGACGACCUUGUGCUCAGACUCGUGGAUAUCGAGACGCACCGCGUUGUGCGAGAGUUUGUCGGUUUCCGCGGACGCAUCCUCGAUGCUUGCUUCAGCAACGACGCACGAUGGAUCGUCGCAACUUCGAUGGACGCCGUCAUUCGCACGUUUGACAUUCCUUCGUCCCGUCUCAUCGACGCCUUCAAGGUGGACAGCAUCGCCACUUCGGUCACGUUUUCACCCACCGGUGAUUUCAUGGCCACGGCUCACGUUGACAGCGUCGGAAUCUAUUUGUGGGCAAACAAGGCGCAAUUCUCUCCCGUUGCCAUGCAGGGUCUGGACGAGCUGGCCGAGGUGGUGGACAACGAGGAUGAAAUUAUCACUGUGUCGUUGCCCACAGUCCAAGGCGAUGUCGAAGACGCGGCUCUGGCCGAAUUUUCAGACGCGUUGCUGCAAGUAGGCGAGCCCGAGCUGCAGCGUAUCUACACGUCGCCGCCGCAGCUGGUCGACACCUCGCGCGAAGAAGGUGGUCUGGUAACGCUUUCCACCAUGCCGCGAGCUCGCUGGAUGACGUUGAUCAACCUCGACACCAUCAAGCAGCGCAACAAGCCCAAAGCUGCGCCACAGAAACCAGAGGCGAAGCGAGCGCCCUUCUUUUUGCCUCAAACUGUCUCUGGAGUCGACUUCAAGUUCGAUCCCACAGCACCAACUCCUUCAGCCGACGGGGAAGCAGCAGACAAAGGCGAGAAAUCCAACAUCUUCUCCUCCGGUGGCAUCAGCUUCAAGACCGAGUUCCAAGAGCGACUCGAAGCAGCUGCGGAGAGAGACGAUGUCCCUGGCUUCUUCAUCUACCUGGAAACCUUGUCGACUCCGCAGCUGGACAUCGAGAUCCGAUCACUCACAGCCACCGACGAUCUGGUCGCGUUCUUGACAAUGCUCUUGAAGCGUCUCAAGCAGCAUCGUGACUUUGAAGCUGUGCAGGCGUUGCUCGCCACCCUGUUGAAGGUGCACACGGAUCUGAUUCUCGAGACAUUCAGUCCCGAGACGGAGGAGGGCGCUGAGGAUGAUGGGGACAACGACGAUGAAGACAUGGAGGACGGCAGCGAAAUCGGACAGGGUGAUGCGGAAGAGACCAGGAAGUUGAAGGGCGUCAUCCGAAAGUUGAUUCGCGCCCAAGUAGCGGAGAGCAAUCGUCUGAACGGCUUGCUGGAUCACUGCCUCGGAACACUGGCCUUCUUGCGAGGUCUGCCCAUGACCUGA